CGGAUAGCGAAGUCGAAGAAGUUGGAUACUUUGUGGAAACAUCAUCUAUUUGGAUGCUGCUGGAGAUUUUAAGAAGUAGAUCCAGCGUGAUUCUGAAGUGGAUCACUCCAUAAAGUAAUUUUAAACUGAAAGGGUACAGUGUGAGUUUAAGCGACUUUUGGUGUGUUCGUUCGGAGGCGAGUUGGCCUCGCUAAGUUCUUUGCUUCCACAGAUCGCGCGGACAUUCGGCGCCAUGGCGGGCACGGGAGUUGCAGCUUCUACCAUCCAGUCACCGGGCUCAUUCAAAAACCCCAAACUGCAAGCCGUCAUUGACGUCGACAUUGACAAAAAUGGAAAGAUGAAAUAUAUUUUGUUGAAAAUACACGACCCUGACAAGGACAGAGAAUUUAAACACGUGGUUCGAGGGUACACGAGAUUUGAGUAUCAUUCUGAUAUAUACAAUGAUGCAGCCCCUAAUAUUGAAGCUCGAGAACUAGACUGUGAGAUUGUGGGGGGUGGCAGAUUACAACACGAUCACUCCAAGAAAUCAAUUCAUAUCUAUGGCUACUCUCAGGCAUAUGGACGCGCUGAUCACAGAAUUACUGCAGCUUUACUGCAGAGGAAAUUCCAUGAGUAUGAGAACAUUACAUGGUCGAAUGAUGGAUAUUAGCUGACAAACUUAAAAGUCUCAAAUGUGGUUGACAAUUUGAACAUUUUUGUCAAAAGAUUCUUGAAUUCGUUGAAACUUUGAGUUUUGUCUGGCCAUGCAAGUCUUUCUUCUUGAACCUUGCAUGAUCAUGUGCUAAAGAGGUGAAGUUGCUUCCCAUUGUCAACCCGAGACCUGCCACCAGAGGGCUGGAGG
Liolophura sinensis is the source of this 841-nucleotide messenger RNA. RefSeq names its product 14 kDa phosphohistidine phosphatase-like. The transcript is spliced from 3 exons. Gene Ontology annotation, biological process: peptidyl-histidine dephosphorylation. The record is from RefSeq and is a predicted model, not a curated record. Bases 233 to 649 code for a protein of 138 amino acids. NCBI's taxonomy places the organism in Eukaryota, Metazoa, Mollusca, Polyplacophora, Chitonida, Chitonidae. Gene Ontology annotation, molecular function: protein histidine phosphatase activity. Gene Ontology annotation, cellular component: cytosol.